Molecule: messenger RNA, 1485 nt
Organism: Seriola dumerili (greater amberjack)
Lineage: Eukaryota; Metazoa; Chordata; Actinopteri; Carangiformes; Carangidae
Exons: 14
Coding region: 42-1382 (446 amino acids)
Molecular function (GO): lipid binding
Source: RefSeq, a predicted model, not a curated record
UGAGGGAGACGUGUAUAAGUAGUGGUGAGUUUGAAGAAGUUAUGACAAUAGCUGGAAACGGAAACACACAAGCCACAGGUUUUUGGCUCAGGAUGACUUCCUGUUUGUUUUCCCUCUUCUUCUUGGUCUCCCUGUUUCCCUUCAUCACUGCCGACAAUCUGACGGGCAUCAAAGUGCGAAUCACAAACGAAGGACUGGCUGCUUUGAAGGAUUUUGCUCUCACGUUUUUGGAUGAGCUGAUUAACAAACCCCAAGACUUUGUAUGGACACGGGCAAUUGGAGAAUGCAGCAUCAAAGGAUUGACAUUAACUAAUCUGACAGUGGAUCCAGCUCAAAUCGUUGUUGGUGUUGAGAAUUCUGGUCCCCAGUUUGAAAUCAAGGACCUGCAUUUCACCGCGGAACUUGGGACAGAAGUGAAUCUGUGUUUAUUUGGCAAUAUUUACAGCAACACCAUUGCCUUUGAAGGAAGCGGCGUGAGCACCAAGAUUGGAGUGAGACUGAUCCGAACCCAGCAAGGACGUUUGAAUGUUGAGCUUCCGGACUGUCAAGUCAGUGCUGAAAACAUUGCCACAAGCUCCAAUGGGAUAUCAGGGGCUGUUUUGGACACAUCUGUAGCACUUUUCCAUCAAUUCUUCAUCAGACAGCUCUGUACUUUGGUCCGGAGAUAUGCUGUGCCUAAAGUCAACACCAUGUUGGGGAACUUCAUCAUGGUGCAGAACUUUAAGAGCGAGAACUACAGCAUCGACCUCAACUUUGACUACACUCUGAGCGAAGACAUCACAGUGACCUCCAGCAGCAUUGACGUGUCUUUCAAAGCUUUGGUGUAUAGUCAGGGGAAGACUGUGGACAUGGCAUCAUUAAGGACAGGUACAAAUCCAGUUUUCAGCAAAAGUGACAGGAUGGUUAAUGUGGGCAUCUCUGAGUCCGUCUUCAACAGUGCCGGCAUGUCACUCUACGACUCAGGACCCAUUAACGCCACCAUCCCAGGGCUGAAGGGUGCUUUUACUUUGGAGCUCACUGAGGCGCCGCACAUCACCGUGAGUCACAAAGGAUUCUUUGUCAACAUGAAUGCCACAGCCCAGUCUCUGGAAAAACCAUCUCAAGAACCUCAUUCAAUUAGCUGUCAGGCUAACAUGAAGAUCGAUAUCAAGAGAAGCAAAUUGGUUCUUCUCUCUAAAGACAUUAAUUGUAAAGCUAAUAGCUGGGUUGCAACAAUUCUGAUCAAAUUUGGGAGCGGUACCCUAACCCUCUUUAAGUGGUUUAGUGUUGGACUACCCCUCCCUCUACCUAAAGGUGUGGAAAUCACUCAUGAAAAGAUCAACUAUUAUGACGGCUUCAUAGUGAUUGAGGGGGACCUGAACGUAACUCCAGUUACAGAGUAAUAAAUGUGAGCGUCCAGCUUGACCAGGAUCGCUCUGCUCUUGUGAAACUCAUUAUGAGGCUUGGAUCUGCCUCUUUCUCUGUAAUAAAAAGCUUCAGACUUCA